AUGGAUGGAGUACUUUUUGAAGAGUGGGUACAAGAGCUCGACCGUCAAUUCGAUUCGCAAGGCAGAAAGAUUACUCUAGUUGUCGACAAUUGUCCUGCUCAGCCGGAAGUCACAGGAUUAAAGGCGAUCAAUUUGCAAUUUUUACCACCCACCACAACUUCUUGUACACAGCCUAAGGAACAAAGGGAUGACUGUCCUGACGACGAUCCAGUUUCACCACAGUCGCAAUACGAGAUUAAAGACGCAAUAGAGACUCUGAAGAAACUGACGUUGUUUGAGACCGAUCCAAAGUGUGAUACUCUGCUGUCGCAAAUGUCCGAUAAGAUCAACCAUGGAAGAUUGAUUAAUAGGAGACAGACCAAAAUCAUGGACUUUUAUGAGAAAGAUUGA
Messenger RNA from Hydractinia symbiolongicarpus, 390 nucleotides. RefSeq lists its product as uncharacterized. Gene Ontology annotation, molecular function: nucleic acid binding. The coding region runs from base 1 to 390 and encodes 129 amino acids. The transcript is spliced from 2 exons. The record is from RefSeq and is a predicted model, not a curated record. NCBI's taxonomy places the organism in Eukaryota, Metazoa, Cnidaria, Hydrozoa, Anthoathecata, Hydractiniidae.